Strongyloides ratti is the source of this 1242-nucleotide messenger RNA. Its product is annotated as Zona pellucida domain-containing protein. The transcript has 5 exons. The record is from RefSeq and is a predicted model, not a curated record. The coding region runs from base 1 to 1242 and encodes 413 amino acids. NCBI's taxonomy places the organism in Eukaryota, Metazoa, Nematoda, Chromadorea, Rhabditida, Strongyloididae.
AUGAAUUAUAUUUUUGUAUUAUUGCCGUUAUUUUUUAUAUCAAUAACAUCAUUAGAUACAAUUGAAAAUGGAAUUGAAGGUUCACCUAUUGUUCAUUGUAGUAGUGAUAGUUUUCUAAUUGAAUUCAAAACACAAAAAGAAUUUGAAGGGCAUGUUUAUGUUAAAGGCCAUUAUCAAGAUAAAAAUUGCAAAACAAAUGCAACGCUAAUGAAAAAUACAAAUUUAACAGUUAGUUUUGAUAAGUGUAAUGUUAGAAGACAACGUUCGGUAAAUCCUAAAGGUAUUUUAAUAUCUGCAACAACAAUAAUUUCAUUUCAUCCUAUGUUUGUUACAAAGACAGACAGAGCAUUUAAUGUACAAUGUUUUUAUACUGAAAGUGAUCAAAAUGUUUCAACAAAAUUUGACGUUAAUAUGGCAAAUGAUCAACAAAAAAAAAUACUUGUUCUGGUUGGAGGUGAUGAUAAUCAAUUGAAUAAGACAAAUAUUUUAAAAAGUGAAAACAAAUUUUUAGGUGAUGAUAAUCAAGAGGUAUCUAUUGAAGAUUUAACUACUGAACUUAUAACAAAAAAUAUGCCAUUACCGGUAUGUGAAUAUAAAGUCUUGGAGAAUGACGCAAAUGGUGAAUCAAUUAAAUUUACCUCAGUUGGACAAAAAGUGUAUCAUGAAUGGUCAUGUAAAUCAGAUACCAUUAAUAUAUAUUGUGCCACAAUUCAUAGUUGUACCGUUAAAGAUGACUCAGGUAAAGAGGUUCUUUUACUUGAUGAAAAUGGUUGUGCAAUUGAUAAAUAUUUACUUAAUAAUCUUGAAUAUAAAAAUGAUUUAACAGGUGGGCAGUUAUCUCAUGUAUUUAAAUUUGCAGAUCAACCAUCUGUAUUUUUUCAAUGUCAAAUACGUUUAACUCUUAAAGAAAAUAAUACAUGUAUUAGAACAAGUGAUAACUGUUCAAAUCCAGCUAGAGGAAAAAGAUCAAUGGAUAAUAAGAUACAUAAUUAUGAAGUAAAUAUCGGAAGUAAUAUUGAUGUUAUAUCACAAUCAAUGACUGUAUUAGAUAUUGAUAAUGUGCCAAAAGAUGAUCUAAAAAGAGAAAUAAGCAAAUAUACAGGUCAAUAUAAUCAUAAAAAUGAUUUUUGUAUUUCAAUGUCAUUUGCAAUUACAAUUCUUUCUUUGUUAGCUACAUUAUUUGUAGUUAUAAUAAUAUUUACGACGACAAUUUACAGAAGACAAAAAGUAUCAAAAUAUUAA